This is a messenger RNA of Setaria italica (foxtail millet), 1627 nucleotides long. RefSeq names its product gallate 1-beta-glucosyltransferase. Gene Ontology annotation, molecular function: UDP-glycosyltransferase activity. The coding region runs from base 86 to 1480 and encodes 464 amino acids. The transcript has a single exon. NCBI's taxonomy places the organism in Eukaryota, Viridiplantae, Streptophyta, Magnoliopsida, Poales, Poaceae. The record is from RefSeq and is a predicted model, not a curated record.
CAAAGCAGAGCUCCAUACGCAGAAGCCAAGUUCGUCUCUGCAACAACACCCUUCGGAGACGAGCCAGAAGCACCGUCGCGUGCCAAUGUCGUCAGGUCAGCCGCCGUCGCCGCCGCCGCCGCUGCCCCAUGUCCUCCUCGUCUCUGCGCCUUUUCAGGGCCACGUCAACCCGCUCCUCGUCCUCGGCCGGCGCCUCGCCUCCGAGGGCCUCCUCGUCACCUUCUCCACGGCCCCUCAUGCGGGCCUCAAGUUCAAGCACGGCGAGGAGGACGACGCGGCCGCCGACGGCGCCGGGCGCGGCGCGCUCCGGUUCGAGCACAUGCGUGGCGAGGGGCUGUGGGCCCCUGACGACCCGCGGUACCGCGCCACCGACGACGUGGCGCGCCACCUCGACGACGUGGCCCCCGCGGCGCUCGCGGAGAUCAUCCGCCGCCAGGCCGACGCCGGGCGCCCUGUCACGUGCGUCGUGGCCAACGCCUUCGCCCCGUGGGCGCUCCGCACCGCGGGGGCCGUGGGUGUCCCGGGCGCCAUGCUGUGGACGCAGUCCUGCACCGUCCUGUCACUCUACUACCACUACUUCCACUCGCUCGCGGCGUUCCCCUCGGGGGACGCCGGGCCGGACGCGCCGGUCGACGUCCCCGGGCUGCCCGCGCUGACCGCCCGCGAUCUCCCGGCCCUCAUUCACGCGCCGGAGGAGCUCGUCUGGCGCCAGGCGAUGUUGUCGGACAUCGCCAGCCUCCGCGAGACGGCGUCGUGGGUGCUCGUCAACACCUUCGACGAGCUCGAGCACGCGGCCAUCCAAGCGCUUCGUGCGCACCUGCCAGUCUUGCCGGUCGGCCCGCUCUUCGAGACGGAGGACGGCGGCGGCGGCCACGACGUAUGCACGGCGUGGCUCGACGCGCAGCCACCGCGAUCGGCGGUGUUCGUAGCGUUCGGCAGCCUCGUGAACCUCAGCCGCGACGAGAUGGCGGAGGUGGCGGGCGGGCUGGCGUCCACGGAGCGGCCGUUCCUGUGGGUCGUGCGCGACGACAGCCGCGACCUCCUCCCGGCCGCCGCCGCCGCGAGCGGCGAUAGUAACACCAGGGGCAAGGUGGUGCCGUGGUGCGAGCAGCGGCGCGUGCUCUCGCACCGCGCCGUCGGGUGCUUCUUGACGCACUGCGGGUGGAACUCGACCACGGAGGCGCUCGCGGCCGGGGUGCCCGUCGUCACGUACCCUGUGUGGUCCGACCAGCGCACCAACGCCGCGCUCCUGGUGGACGCGUGCGGCGUCGGGGUCCGGCUCCCGGCGCCCACCACGCGCGACGCGCUGCGCCAGUGCAUCGAGGCGGUCAUGAAGGGUACACUGGAGGGGGAGGACAUACGGGCAAGGGCCGAGGAGUGGAAGGGCAAGGCGAGCGCGGCGGUGGCCGACGGCGGGUCGUCGUGCAGGGCCACACGGGAGUUCGUUGGCGCUGUAGUGUCCAUUGGAGCUGGUAACUGAAGCGCAUGCAGUCGUGUUUAUUCUCGCCUUUGUUCCGUAAGGCAAGUACGUAUAUUAUACCCAAGCAUGCAAUUUACGCUAUACUGUAUGUGUAAGCCAAUAAAGGUCUGUGUGUUAAAGUCCUCAGCAGCGCACGCAUUUUUAUCU